Pteropus alecto (black flying fox) is the source of this 1136-nucleotide messenger RNA. It is a transcript of the gene CXCR3, whose product is annotated as C-X-C motif chemokine receptor 3. Lineage: Eukaryota; Metazoa; Chordata; Mammalia; Chiroptera; Pteropodidae. Gene Ontology annotation, molecular function: C-X-C chemokine receptor activity. The coding region runs from base 30 to 1136 and encodes 368 amino acids. The record is from RefSeq and is a predicted model, not a curated record. The transcript has 2 exons. Gene Ontology annotation, biological process: G protein-coupled receptor signaling pathway; regulation of leukocyte migration; immune response. Gene Ontology annotation, cellular component: membrane.
ACUCCAGCAGCAGGAGCAGCGGCCCAGCCAUGGUCCAGGGGAUCAGUGGGCGCCACGAGUUCUCAGCCUUGGAGCUCGCUUCCCUAGCAAGCUUGAGCCCUUCCUAUGACUAUGGCAGCGAGAAUGACACCGACUCCUGCUGUGAGUCGCAGCCUUGCCCCCAGGACUUCAGCCUGAACUUUGACCGGGCCUUCAUGCCAGCCCUCUACAGCCUGCUCUUCGUGCUGGGGCUGCUGGGCAAUGGCGCCGUGGCCGCGGUGCUGCUGAGCCAGCGGGCGGCCCUGAGCAGCACCGACACCUUCCUGCUCCACCUGGCCGUGGCGGACAUGCUGCUGGUGCUGACCCUCCCGCUCUGGGCCGUGGACGCCGCGCUCCAGUGGGUGUUCGGCUCCGAGCUCUGCAAAGUGGCCGGCGCCCUGUUCAAUGUCAACUUCUACGCCGGGGCCCUCCUGCUGGCCUGCAUCAGCUUCGACCGCUACCUGAGCAUCGUUCACGCCAUGCAGCUCUACCGCCGCGGGCCUCCCACCCGCGUGACCUUCACGUGCGUCGCAGUCUGGGGGCUGUGUCUGCUCCUCGCCCUCCCCGACUUCAUCUUCCUGUCGGCCCACCGCGACGAGCGCCUCAACGCCACCCAUUGCCAGUAUGUCUUCCCUCAGGCGGGCCACAGGGCCCUGCGCCUCCUGCAGCUGUUGGCCGGCUUCUUGCUGCCCCUGCUCGUCAUGGCCUACUGCUAUGCCCGCAUCCUGUCCGUGCUGCUGGUCUCCAGGGGCCAGCGGCGGCUGCGAGCCAUGAGGCUGGUGGUGGUGGUCGUGGUGGCGUUUGCCCUCUGCUGGACCCCCUACCACCUGGUGGUGCUCGUGGACACCCUCAUGGACCUGGGGGCCUGGAGCCGCAACUGCAGCCGGGAAAGUCGCGUGGACGUAGCCAAGUCGGUCACCUCUGGCCUGGGCUACAUGCACUGCUGCCUCAACCCGCUGCUCUACGCCUUCGUGGGUGUCAAGUUCCGAGAGCGGAUGUGGACGCUUCUGCUGCGCCUGGGCCACCCCGGCCGGGCCGGGCCCUCGCGGCAGCCGCCGUCUUCCCGCCGGGAUUCGUCCUGGUCGGAGAUCACGGAGGCCUCCAACUCGGGCUUGUGA